Molecule: messenger RNA, 755 nt
Organism: Cetraspora pellucida
Lineage: Eukaryota; Fungi; Glomeromycota; Glomeromycetes; Diversisporales; Gigasporaceae
Source: the annotation of a GenBank genome assembly
AUGAAACUUGCCAAAGAGCCACAAGUUCACGAUUAAUAGAUUGUUCUUUUGAACUCUAUGGAAAAAAGAAAGAUGGGCAAUGGAAUUUGACAAUAAAAAACGCAGACCAUAACUAUGAAGCAUCAGAAGACAUGUCAGACCAUCCAUCAAGUCGCAGACUUAAUGCGGAAGAGCAGCAAAUAGUUCAGCAAAUGUCUGCAUCAGUUACCAAGGUGUCUGUAUUUGCGCUGAAAAAAGUACAUGAACAAUUUUUAAAAGUAUUCUAUGUGACUACAGAAAACCCAUUACAACCUUGUACCUAUAUAUUUACAUCGUUGAUAGGCCUUCCUUGCUCUCAUAAAAUUCAAGAAUAUCUUACUAAUAACCAAUACUUACAGCUUGCAGAUUUCCAUGAACACUGGUGGCUUCAAAGGCACCAAUUACUUUCACAAAUACCAACUGUAACUGAAGAUCUUUUGCAGCAGCAUUGGCAAAAAUAUAGUCAACAGUUUAACUCUUGGCUAGCUCAUCAACAAUCAGCGGCUUUAGACGAAAUGUCAGGUUUAUUCCAGGAAUUAGCUAUAGUUGUUCAAAAUCUACAAGUGCAACAAACGAGAGAAUGUCUACUUGGAGCAAGAAAUAUUCAAUCAUCUACUCAACGAGAUCCAUUCACCUUUGAAUUGACUAAAACAGGAAGACAUAUUAGGAAAUGCGGUCUAUGUCAUUUAACUGGCCAUAAUAGUAGAACAUGUUCUAAUAAUAGAGAACAAAAUUAG